Messenger RNA from Gadus chalcogrammus (walleye pollock), 5344 nucleotides. RefSeq names its product melanocyte inducing transcription factor b (gene mitfb). Gene Ontology annotation, molecular function: protein dimerization activity; DNA-binding transcription factor activity, RNA polymerase II-specific; RNA polymerase II cis-regulatory region sequence-specific DNA binding. The record is from RefSeq and is a predicted model, not a curated record. Bases 275 to 1942 code for a protein of 555 amino acids. Lineage: Eukaryota; Metazoa; Chordata; Actinopteri; Gadiformes; Gadidae. Gene Ontology annotation, biological process: melanocyte differentiation; regulation of transcription by RNA polymerase II. Gene Ontology annotation, cellular component: nucleus. The transcript has 10 exons.
UCGAAGGUGUUCCACCGUGAGAUGGUAACGCCUUGGGACGAGGAUUCAAGUCAUGGAUAUUGUAGUUUCUCCCAGCCUACAUCCCACUUUAAAUCGGUCUCGUGUCUGCCCUUGAGAACUACAGAAUUUUGUGCGGCGUUUGCGCUCGAGGUUUGUACUCGGGCGGUUGGCGUACAGCGGCUGGUGGUACUGUGCGUGUAACAGCUGACCGUACAGCGGUGGACAUACCGCUCGUCUCUGUUUAUCAGCGUCUAAAACACAGACAGCUGUAACUAUGCAAUCGGAAUCGGGAAUAGUUCCCGACUUCGAAGUCGGAGAGGAGUUUCAGGAGGAACCAAAAACGUAUUACGAAUUGAAGAGUCAGCCCUUGAAAAACAGCCCAUCCGACCAGCAUGGCUCCUCCAAGCCUCCGCUGGGCUCCUCCGCUGUGACGUCCCGGAUCCUGCUCCGCCAGCAGCUGAUGCGGGAGCAGCUUCAGGAACAGGAGCGGCGCGAGCACCAGAGGCAGCAGCAGAGGCAGCAGCAGCACCAGCAGCACCAACAGCUCCACCAGCACCAACAGCUCCACCAGCAGCGCCAGCAGCAGCACCAACAGCAGGCCCUGCGGUACCCGCAGCCCGGCCCGGCCGCCACCAGCGCCCAGACGCCCGCCAUCGACGUCAGCACCCCGGCCAGCCUGCCCCCCGCCGCCCCGCUCCCCAUGGAGGUGCUCAAGGUCCAGACGCACCUGGAGAACCCCACCAAGUACCACGUCCAGCAGUCCCGGCAGCAGCAGGUGAAGCGCUACCUGGGCAAGCUGGGCCCCCAGGUGGUGAGCCUGCCCCUCCACCACCAGCCGUCGGACUGCGCUGGCAUGCCUCCCGGGCCGGGGAACAGCGCCCCCAACAGCCCCAUGGCCCUCCUCACGCUCAACUCCAAUUGUGAAAAAGAGAUGGACGACGUUAUCGACGACAUAAUCAGCCUGGAGUCCUGCUACAACGAGGACAACCUGGGCCUGAUGGACCCGGCCCUCCAAAUGACCAACACGAUCCCUCUGCCUGGCAACCUGAUGGACAUGUACGCUAAUCAAGGGAUGCCUCCGCAAGGGCUGGACAUCAGCAACUCCUGCUCCGGUAGCCUACCCAGCAUCAAAAGGGAAUUCUCUGUGUCCCAGUCUCCGAGCAUGAUGCACAUGCUGGAGCGGUCUGGCUCCUUUGACGACUUCCAACUGCCUGAUGGCUUCCCCGUCGAAUCUGAAAGGGUGAUGGCGAAGGAGAGGCAAAAGAAGGACAACCAUAAUCUGAUUGAAAGGCGCCGGCGUUUCAACAUCAACGACCGCAUCAAGGAACUGGGAACGUUAAUCCCAAAGUCAAACGACCCAGACAUGCGGUGGAACAAGGGCACCAUCCUGAAGGCGUCCGUGGACUACAUCCACAAGCUGCAGCGGGAGCAGCAGCGGGCCAAGGAGCUGGAGAACCGGCAGAAGAAGCUGGAGCACACCAACCGCCAUCUCAUGUUGAGGAUACAGGAGCUGGAGAUGCAGGCGCGUGCCCACGGCCUGCCCGUGUCGUCCUCCCCGCUCUGCACGGCGGAGCUCACCUCGCACUGCGUCAAGAGGGAGCCCGCCAUGGCCGACUGCCACCAGGACCUCUUCACACUGACCGCCCAGCAGCACCACCAGGACCCCGCCCAACAGCUGCACCAGGACCCCGCCCAGCACGUCCACCUGGAGCUCCACGACGGCUACCACGAGGAGGGCCCCCACGGGCCCAUGACGGCCACCCUCCCCAACCACUACCAGACGGCCAAGGGCGGCUCCAGACACGGGGACGACCGCAUGGACGACACCCCGUCACCGGCCAGCGGGGGGGACCCGCGGCUCUCCUCACUCUCCCCGGACGCCUCCAAAGACAGCAGCCGCCGGAGCAGCAUCAGCAUGGACGAGAACACCCAGGGCUGUUAGCAGACCCUGCUCAUGGAGGGGCGUGCGGCACCCUGCAGCCGCAGCAGAGUGCAGUGCGUCGAGGCGAGCACGUUCUCACUCGCCGAAGAAGACUCUUGUUUCUCGUCGUUUUGGUGGUUCUCUGUUGGUUUGUCACCAACCUCUUCCUCCUCCCCGAUGUUUACAUGUAUUUAAUAUUUUUCACUUGUGCUUUUUUGUAUCUUUUUUUUUGUGCUCUGAGACUUAAUUUCAUGGACUGAUUUUAAUUAUUAUUUUUUGUAUUUAAUCAAUAUUCUGAUGACAAUGAGUUGAAAGUUGAUUUUUUUUAUAUUUAAAAAAUAUGCAUAUUAAUGGGUAGAGGUUUGAUUCCAUGUAUUUGUUGUGAUUUCAAAGAAUGUAGAAAAGUUAGAAAUCAUGGUCGGAUAUAUUUUACCGUGGGAAACACUUUAAAUCAAUAGCAAUAAUAUAUUAACAUAACUAUUUAUCAACUACUGUAGUGCUUUACACUCCUUGUGUCUUAAUUGUAUAUUUAUAUCGCGGACGAGCCACUGCCUUAUACAUUGCAGUGUAGCUGAUUUGCGCAUUAUUUGCUAUUACAAUGAAUCCUUUUCCGUCUUCCAAGUUAAACAUGAAUAUCUAUCACUACUAGUCACUUAUUCCAGUAUUCAUGUCAUGUACAACGUCCCGGUAGCAUUCAUACACUCUAAAUGUUUAUCUUAUACUCAAUGUAUAAGAUACUCACAUUCUCAAAUGAAGAGAUAAAAGUGGGAAGUUAACUAUCAUAAACCAAUAUGUGAAAAAAUAAAGCUGCCAUAAGAACUGAACUUAAAUCAAUUUCAAGCCUUUUUCAAGAAAUAUAAAAAAGAUGAUUUAUGUGAUCAAAAGGAUAACAACAUUUCACAGACCAUCAAAAAAAAACAUUUUACCAGUGACUAAUUCCAUUAGAUGGUAAUAAUACCAUUCAAAAUCUAAUUUCAAACCAAUGCACACAAAACAAACACUAUCAAGAGAUUCCUCUAGGGUCACCACUGGGGGAAUCUCACUUAAGGGCCUCGUUGUUUCAGGCCCCGGGUCGUCACUAACAAGCGGUUAAAGUGUUUGACGUUGUUUCCUUAAUGAGAAAAUCAGGUGAUUGCCACUAUCAGCGCAGGCUCCUUGAUUGUUAACUCUUUCUUCAGGCCGGUACAAAGGAGCACAUGUGUCUGCCCAACGUCUCAGAGAACCCAGUGCGGCUCACACUGAAACCCAUGAUCCGUGUGAUGUCGAGUGCCUCCUCCAGCCUCUCCAGGCUGUCUGCCUCAUGCCUGUCAUCAAAAUACCAACCGGGGGGGACGUUUCCACACGUUCAUGGGCCGCAGAAGACACAGAGAGCCUGUUGUGAACGUGCUUAGGGCUGGGAACGCUGGAUACAAUUAGCAGCUUGUUUUUCUUUGGUACGUUUUUUAAGGAGCGCAAAUAUUUAUUUGAACCGCAUAUGUUGUAUAAGAUGGACCCCUUGAAGAAUGAAUACACGCAUAUAAGUAUACUAUUUAAAUAAACUUAGUUUUCCAAACUUCUGAGAGGUGUAAAUUAAGAAACAAAAAGUAAUUUAGAUCGAUCGUACAAAUGUAUUGUGAUUAUGCAAUCAGAAUGAAAGGAUUUAGUGUGUUGUGUUGACUCUAUUUUUGGGAGGCCGACUGGCCUACUGUGCUUUUUUACUUUAUUUGAUCAGAAUACGAAGUGUAACAUACCCUAGCCUCGUUCUUUUCCCAACACUGUUAACAAACACUCCAUCGAUCUCUUUAUGUGGGGAAAUCUUAUUUUACUUUCAUGGCACCCUUCUAGUCCCUAAAUUAUAUUUUGCUAAAUCUUUUGGUAUUAUCUGACGGUCAAUCUAUUAUGCAUUUAAUGGUCAAAGGAUGUUGUGUGCUGACUGUGGACAUUUAUGUUGCCAAGGACUAUAAGGAGACUGAUGUAGGAUGCUGUAUUAAAUACAUGACAUGCACAGAACACUGGAAUGACAUCAGAGUUAAGUUAAGUGGUUUGCCAGCCCUUACCUCUAAACUAACUAAUAUACGUGGGUUUCAAAAUGAACAUAUUAAGUAUGACUGAUACCAUUUUGAAAGAUGUAAUCUAGUGUGCAGUUGUAACUAUUUGACUUCCUCGCUUUCUUAAUGCAGCCAUGUUGAGAGCCCUGUUACAACAAAACCUCAUGUUUUCACUUUUAUUUUUCUAUUUCGUUCCGGAACUAUGCAAUGGUUACAGCCGUGCUUGCAGAGCGGCAUCACGUCUGUCGUUGCACCUUUGACAAUUUCAGGUCCGCAUUUCCUUUGAUUUGUGUCGCGGAUUAGUCUGAGACACCCGAGAGAAGUUAUUUUCUCCUCGUCAUUAAAGUGCCUUACAAUAGAGAUUUCUUUCUCAUGGCGGUGUUGUAGCAGACGCAGACACUGAGCACAAUGCGGGGCUGAUGACUGUCCUGAUAAACAGUGUUUCACGGGGUAUGUGAGGUCCGUAAGGGAAGGUGUAGGAGAGGGGAUUCAUUAUCCAGUAAACACAUAACUAUAUGCUUCUACACUAUAGGCAUUGAUAGCUCCUCACUCCCCUUCUGAUUCACCCUGGCCCUGGGCACUAACUCGUGAGAUAUUCCAAUCGUAUCCUCGCAGUUAAAAGAAAGAUAAAAAGGCAAUAAUGGUUUUAUUGUAAGUUACACUUUUGUUUUACUUCCUUUUUUUAUCUUGACAAUGUUUUGCCUGAAUGUACUUUAUAGUGUUGGUUGCCAAAGUAAGCCACGGAUAUUAAAACAAUCGGAAUUAUGCAAAAUAUAGAAAGAAAUAUGUUCAAGAAAGGAAAAUUGAGAUUUAAUGAAUGGUAUCGUCCUAGCAAUAAUGUAUCAAUGAUUGCAAUCCGUCAGCGGCAGAACUGCAUUGAUUCAGAAUGUUCCACAUCUGCAGACAACAGAGUCAAAGCCAUAGUGAAGCAAUAAACGCAGGCCCGUGCCGUUGCACAUGGUCUUAAGCUACAUUUCUGUAUUUUUUCUUUUAAAUCAUUCAGCACUUGUGUCAUCAUCGCCAAAAGCAUUGGUUGUUCAAGCUAUCAUAUCGCGUGAAAUUGUUGAAACUGUUAAACACAUUCUAUAAUGGUGCAUUCUGGGUAGACCUAUUUACCACUACAAGAAAACUACACUGCUGGUUCAAAUUGUAACCUUUAUUAAACGUGUUCUGGUUCCUCUGGGUCGUAUUAUAGACUCUGUCGCUAAUGUUCCUAGAAUGUGUGUUAGUGUGAGAGACGUGCGCGGCGAUGUUCACAUACUGGUUGAAGGAUGGUGAGUCUCUGAACGUCGACUCACUGGUACUCUAUGUGAAAAUGUUGUGGAAAAAUAUUAAAACGUUUUAUUUGAAUGUUCACAGCCCAUUGGUCGUUGUUGUUUGUUCACCAGCUUUUGUU